Gastrolobium bilobum is the source of this 765-nucleotide messenger RNA. RefSeq names its product mediator of RNA polymerase II transcription subunit 32. The transcript is spliced from 2 exons. NCBI's taxonomy places the organism in Eukaryota, Viridiplantae, Streptophyta, Magnoliopsida, Fabales, Fabaceae. Gene Ontology annotation, biological process: root development; cold acclimation; regulation of DNA-templated transcription. The record is from RefSeq and is a predicted model, not a curated record. Gene Ontology annotation, cellular component: mediator complex. The coding region runs from base 174 to 614 and encodes 146 amino acids.
UUCUUUGCCCUGCAGAUAAACCACAAUUUCCCUUAUAAUCUGAUCAGAUCUGUAUUCUUCACCAGAUUCUUUGGCGUGUGAUCCUCAACUCAUCCAUCUUCCACAUUAUGGCUCUGACGGUGGCGUAGUAUUACCAACAACUUUUUCAGAUAAAAAGGAACUUGUGUUGCACAAUGGACAACGUAGUCGAUUCUCUAAAUAAUGCCUAUCAAGAUUUUAUUGCUGCAGCAGCAAAUGUGCUAGAAUGCAGAGAAAAUACCAGUGCCUUAAAAACAACAGCAACAGAUACUGCUCUAGAAAACUUUAAGCAGAAGUGGGAAUUAUUUAGAGUAGCAUGUGAUCAAGCAGAGGAGUUCGUGGAGUCUCUGAAGCAAAGGAUAGGAUCAGAGUGUCUGGUGGAUGAGGCGACAGGGUCUGUGGCAGGAAAGCCUGGACAAGCUACCAUGACCGGUCUUCCACCCAUCAGUGCUGUUCGAUUGGAACAGAUGAGUAAAGCAGUUCGGUGGCUUGUAAUUGAAUUGCAGCAUGGCUCUGGAGCUGGUACUUCUAAUUCAGCUCUUUCCCAUCCUUCAGCUCCUUUUGAUGCCAGGUUUACUGAAGAUGCUGCUCAGUAGUAUUAACUUAAAUGUGAUGAUUAAUAGUUUUAUAUAUAUCUACAGUAGGCUGUACUGCUUUCAACAUUUUCUACGCAUUCAAGUACUGGCUUUAUGUUAAAGGAUGUAACUUAUGUGCACUGUGCACGACAUUAACAAUCCUUAAUUUUCU